Molecule: messenger RNA, 2127 nt
Organism: Penicillium verhagenii
Lineage: Eukaryota; Fungi; Ascomycota; Eurotiomycetes; Eurotiales; Aspergillaceae
Gene: pkcA
Product: protein kinase c
Exons: 6
Coding region: 1-2127 (708 amino acids)
Biological process (GO): fungal-type cell wall biogenesis; protein phosphorylation; signal transduction
Molecular function (GO): diacylglycerol-dependent serine/threonine kinase activity; ATP binding
Source: RefSeq, a predicted model, not a curated record
AUGGAUGGCGACGAGCUUAUUGCCUCGGUCUACCGCAAGAUCGAGCGGGAAAAGGCCCUGAUCGCCGCCGCCAGUAACAUGCGGCAGUCGACCGACAACCCCUCCGUUCAACAGCGUGUCGACUCCAGCAUCCGCGAUGGCCGCAAAAAUAUCGCUUACCUGGAGGAAAAAAUGCGAGAGCUACAGAUCCGUCACAUGGAGCAACAAGGUGGUGGCUCCCCUAGCGACCAGCGUCAGGGUUCGGGGCCCGCGCCGCCCCCCAAAGACCCUUCUGGAUACUUCACGGGUGAGGGUGAUGGUCCUAAUUACCCUCAAAGUGGCGCGGGCACCAUGCCAACGGGCGCUCCGUUUGCUGAUCCUCGGCCGUAUGCCCAAGUUCCUAAGGCGCGCCCCAAUUAUACAAAGCUUGAUCUAAUCAAAUAUGACACCCAAUACCUCGGACCGAAAAUUCAACUCAUGUUGUCUCAACUCGAAUUCAAGCUGAGUGUGGAGAAACAAUAUAAGGCAGGAAUUGAGAAGAUGGUCCGCCUGUACCAGGAUGAGGGUGAUCGGAAGAGCCGCGCAGAUGCAGAGGGACGUCGCAUUGAAAGUAAUCAGAAGAUCCAGUUGUUGAAGCAGGCUUUGAAGCGAUACGAGGAUCUCCAUAUCGACAUUGAAUCCUCGGACGCCGCAGACGAUGAGAGUCUAAGCAGCCCAAAUAUGCGCAAGCCGUUGACCGGUCUUCUAACUAUGCGCAUCCACGCCGUGAAGGAUGUGGAUCAUGCCACUAGUUCUCGAUUUUCUCGCGGCCCUGAGACCUAUGUCAUUGUAAAGGUGGAAGAUGCAGUCAAAGCACGAACAAAGGCAACUCGCAAUGAUAAAUGGUUGGACGAAGCGUUUUCCAUUGAUAUUGAUAAAGCGAAUGAGAUCGAGCUUACGGUUUAUGACAAGGCUGGAGACCGCCCUACUCCCAUUGGUAUGCUGUGGGUGCGCAUUUCUGAUAUUGCGGAGGAGAUGCGUCGCAAGAAGAUUGAGACGGAACUUAACGCCUCUGGGUGGGUUUCCGCCGACAAGAUGGGCGAUUCGGGCACCCCUCGAUCUGAUCACCCCGGUUCACCGGGCUCAUCACACGGCGGCGCCAACUUCCAAGGAAUGGCUCCCCCGAUGGGCCAGCAGCCUGGAGAUAACCCGAACGCGCCCCCAAGUGUGAUGAUUGAUUCCUGGUUUGCCUUGGAACCAUUUGGUAGUAUUCAUCUUUCGAUGAGCUUUGCCAAGCAACUGAAGGACCGUCGUCCCUUCGACAUUGGUCUCAACCGCCAAGGUGCCGUGCGCCAAAAGAAAGACGAUGUUCACGAGAAGCAGGGUCACAAAUUCGUUACCCAGCAGUUCUACAACAUCAUGCGCUGUGCGCUAUGUGGAGAAUUCCUUAAAUAUGCUGCGGGUAUGCAGUGCUCGGAUUGCAAAUACACCUGCCACCGUAAAUGCUACCCGAAGGUUGUCACCAAGUGUAUCAGUAAAGCGAAUUACGAAACCGACCCCGACGAAGAGAAGAUCAACCAUCGUAUUCCUCACCGAUUCGAAGGAUUUUCUAAUAUCUCCGCGAACUGGUGUUGCCACUGUGGUUAUCUGCUUCCCUUUGGCCGCAAGAACGCAAAGCGUUGUAACGAAUGUGGCCUUACUUCCCACGCUCACUGCACCCAUCUUGUUCCUGACUUCUGCGGCAUGUCAAUGGAGGCGGCAAACCAAAUCCUCGAGACUUUGAAUCGCACAAAGCACAUUAAACAGUCAACCUCUGUCAGUAGCGGCCUCAAACACCAUACCCUUCGGCCUGGCGGCCCACCACAGCCAAAUCAAGACCACGCCAGGCUUUCAUACCCCCAAAAACCCACCAGUGGCCCCUAUGGGGCAAUUCCCCGGCAACCCUCAUCAGAAGCCGUAAGCGCGGCGACUAACUCCUUUAUGACCCCACAGUCCCCCACGACGCUUCCACAAGCUGCGCGCCAACCACUUCCACCGAAAUCUCCCAACUCGACUUCUUCUGCUGCUGCUGCUGCUGCCACGGCAGCAGCCGCAGCAGCCGCAACCGGGAUGCGUAGCCAUCAACAGACUCCAAGUAUAGGCCCCGCCUCACCAGCAACACCUAGCUAA